Molecule: messenger RNA, 219 nt
Organism: Aspergillus calidoustus
Lineage: Eukaryota; Fungi; Ascomycota; Eurotiomycetes; Eurotiales; Aspergillaceae
Source: the annotation of a GenBank genome assembly
AUGGCUCCCCGUAAGCCUCGCUGCAACUUCAAGGAGUGCAAGGAAGCCGCCCAGCGCAUUGUUGGUGACUGCACCUUUUGCAACGGCCACUACUGCUCCAAGCACCGCAUGCUUGAAGCCCACUCGUGCACUGGGCUCGAGGAUUGCAAGAAGGAAUCCCACGCCCGGAAUGCGGACAAGCUCAACAGUGAGCGAACUCAGGUCAUCAAGGGUGUAUGA